GGCACCAGGUGUGAUGUUAAAGAGGGAGAAGACGUGAAGAACUUAGCUGCCUUUGCGAAGCAAAAGCUUAAAUACAUCGACAUAUGGAUCAAUAAUGCAGGAUCAAAUGCAUAUAGCUUCAAACCCCUGGCAGAAGCUUCUGAUGAAGAUCUAAUUCAAGUUGUCACUACAAAUACUCUUGGUUUGAUGAUAUGUUGUCGUGAGGCUAUAAACUUGAUGCAGAAUCAGCCUCGAGGAGGUCAUAUUUUUAAUAUUGAUGGGGCUGGUUCAGAUGGAAGACCAACCCCCAGAUUUGCUGCAUAUGGAGCGACAAAGCGCAGUGUUGUGCACUUAACCAAAUCAUUGCAGGCAGAAUUGGAAAUGCAAGAUGUUAAAAAUGUUAUAGUGCAUAAUCUAUCGCCUGGGAUGGUCACAACUGAUCUUUUAAUGUCUGGUGCCAACACGAAGCAGGCCAAGUUCUUCAUUAACGUUUUGGCAGAGCCAGCAGAUGUGGUUGCAGAGUAUUUAGUCCCAAACAUUAGAUCAAUACCGACCAAUGGAUCAACAAAGCCUACUUACAUACGUUUCCUCACAGGAUUGAAAGCAUAUUCCCAAAUAUUUUCAAGGAUUGCAUUUGGUGCUAGAAGGAAUCGAUAUGUUCUUGAAGAUUGAUGAAUCGACGGGUCCAAAUGGAUGAUUGGGGUCCAAAUUUAUCUCCCAUCUUGUUGCUCACAACUUGUGUAUAUCAUUGGAAGCCUUACCAUUUUUGACGAGGACAAAGCCAUGUAAGAGGUUGGGAUAGAAUGAGCUUAUGCUUAAAAGAGUGUCUGUAUCUUACUUCUUAUUGACCUAUUUAGAUAAACAAUCAAAAGGAAAUUUUCUUUUCACCACAAAUUCUUUUUAUAUGUUCUAAAUUAAUUUUAAUAUAUUAGUAGUUUCUUUAUUAUGUAA
Nicotiana tabacum (common tobacco) is the source of this 930-nucleotide messenger RNA. Lineage: Eukaryota; Viridiplantae; Streptophyta; Magnoliopsida; Solanales; Solanaceae. The record is from RefSeq and is a predicted model, not a curated record.